AUGGAGGAAUCCUCCAGGUCCGGUGAUAUCGCCAUCAUCGGCCUGGCGUGUCGAUUUCCGGGAAACGGCACAAAUCCAGAAGCCCUCUGGGCGAUGCUCAAGAAAGGCGAAGACGCGUGGUCCGUGUUUCCUCACGAUCGUUUGAAUAUCGAGGGUUUCCAUCAUCCAAGUGGUAAUCGUCAAGGCUCGCUCCCGUUUAAGGGCGCGCAUUUCCUCAAGGGCAAUGUCGCAGGAUUCGACGCUGCAUUCUUCAACAUCUCGGCCGCAGAAGCCAAGGCACUCGAUCCGCAGCAGCGUGUGCUGCUCGAGACCACAUAUGAGGCAAUAGAGAGUGCUGGAAUUCCAAUCGAAUCCCUUGAUGGUAGCGACACCUCCGUUAAUAUUGGCUCAUUCGUGAAAGACUACGAGCAAAUUUGUAUGCGGGACGAUUCAAAUUCUCCGCAAUACGCUGCCACAGGAACUGGCGCGGCCAUUCUGGCCAACCGAAUUUCUCACUUCUUCAACCUUACUGGGCCCAGCCAGACUAUUGACACGGGUUGCAGUGGAAGCUUGGUUGCUGUUCACAAUGGAUGCCAAGAUCUUCGAUCGGGAAGAUCGUCAUUGGCAAUCGCCGGAGGCGUUGGAAUGAUUCUCACGCCAGCCACCAUGAUGCCGAUGACCCAGCUACAGUUCUUGAGUCCCAACGGACGUUGCUUCACCUUCAGUGAGAAGGCUGAUGGCUAUGGUCGUGGAGAGGGUGUGGGAGUUGUUAUUCUGAAGAGGCUCGAAGAUGCUGUCCGAGACAAUGACACUGUCCGUGCGGUGAUUCGUGGCUCCCGGACGAACCAAGACGGACGAACGCCCGGAAUUACUAUGCCCAGCACUCAAGCGCAGGUGUCCAAUAUCAAGAGUCUUUACUCUGAUUUCGGCCUUGAUACCGAUAAGACAGCCUACGUUGAAUGCCAUGGCACCGGCACGCAAGCCGGUGACCCUAAGGAAGUAUCUGCAAUUCACCAAUCAUUCUGUUUAGAUCACAGGCGAGAACACCCGAUUAUUGUGGGCUCCAUCAAGCCUAACAUCGGCCAUCUGGAGGGUGCAGCAGGCGUGGCUGGCUUGAUCAAGGCUGUUUUCAUAGUUGAACGCGGCCAGAUCCCCAAGAAUUUGCAUUUCGAAGCCCCUGGAAACCCUCUGAUCAAGUUCAAGGAGUGGAACGUUAAGGAUCGCCAUCAUGAUGUUGAAUUGAUGCCGAAUUAUGCCUACACGCUCAGCAGGAGAUCUUCACUGGAAUACAAGACCUUCAUCAUCGCCUCGUCCCGGUCAGAUUUGCUGAAGAAGAUGCAGCAUCACAGCACUCUGCAAGUGACCCGCUCGGGCGCGCCUAAAGUUGCCCUCGUCUUUUGUGGACAAGGCGCACAAUGGUCUGCCAUGGGCCGAGAGCUAAUGGCGUACGAGACAUUCUCAUACAGUGUCAUUGGUGCCUCAAAGUAUCUUAAGAAGAUAUUGCAGAGCGAUUUCAUCCUGCAUGACGAGUUGAUGAAAGACGAGAAAGUGUCCCGCAUCCACGAUCCAGACAUAGCCCAGCCAGCAACUACCGCAAUUCAGAUCGCGCUUGUGGACUUGCUCAGGAGCUCAGGCCUCAUUCCAACAGCCACUGUUGGCCAUUCAUCAGGCGAGAUUGCCGCAGCCUAUGCUGCCGGCUACCUGAAUCAUGAAGAUGCUUGGAAGAUUGCGUUCAAGCGCGGACAGCUCGCCUCAUCCCUGAAGCAUCAUCACCCGAAAAUGAAGGGUACUAUGUUGGCUGUUGGUCUCUCCGGGGAGGACGUCCAACCCUAUGUUGACAACGUAAAAGCCGGUACUGUUGUCGUUGCAUGCCAUAACAGUCCAGCUUCAGCCACGCUCUCUGGAGAAGAGGAGCAGAUUCUCGAACUUCACACGAAGCUCGUUGCCGAUAACAUCUUCGCUCGCCUUCUUAAAGUGAAGGUCGCGUAUCAUUCACAUCAUAUGAGAAUCUUGGAAGAGCACUACAGAGAGUCCAUCUCUGAUAUUGUUCCGAACCGGAGUGAGGAAGCCCCGCAGAUGUUCUCAUCUGUAACCGGGAAAGUUAUCUCAAGCGAAGAUUUGGGCCCGGAGUAUUGGGCUCUGAAUCUUGUCUCCCCAGUGCUCUUCAAGGAUGCUUUUACUCACUUGUAUACCACCUGUCGACCCGAUAUCAUCUUGGAGAUUGGCCCGUCCGCUGUUCUGCAACGACCAAUGAGGGAGAAUAUGGAGGCGAUCGCGCCGAAGAAGGCUUCUACUCCUUGUUUCUCGAUGCUUAAUCGAAAUCAAGAUGCCUCUAUUACGGCGCUUGAAGUCUUUGGGAAGCUGUGGGCACAAGGCUGUUCUGUCGACUUGUCUUGGAGCUUCAAGAGCCGUGAAGAUAUCCCGCCACGCCUUCUCAUCGACUUGCCGCCAUAUCCGUGGAAUCAUUCCAAGACUUACUGGCACGAAUCACACAUGGGAAAAGCCAUGCGAUUUCGAGGACAUGGCCGUGAAGAUUUAAUCGGUGCUCCAGCUUCGGAGUCCACACCCCAGGAGCCGCGCUGGCGAGGAUUUUUCCGUAUGUCAGAGAAUCCUUGGAUGAUUGACCACCAAGUACAGAAAACGGUCAUUUAUCCAGCUGCAGGUCUGGUGACCAUGGCUAUAGAAGCGGCCCGUCAGUCAGUCGACUCGUCCCUAAGCGUUAUUGGAUUUGAGAUCCUGGACCUCGUCAUCCAUAAGCCCAUCGUCAUCCCAUCAACAGAGCAUGGGCUGGAACAUGCGAUCAACGCCAAGAUGAUGAAGACUAUGACCGCUGGAAAUCAGGUGUCCUCAACUGAGUAUGCAUUCACCAUCUAUACCAAAGCCCUUGAUGGUCCUUGGCAGAAGAAUGCCGCUGGAUUCUACAAGAUCUUGUAUGGUCGAGAAGAAGAUGAUGUUGUGUCUCUUCUCGACGCGCCCUACUGGUAUAGACUAACGUACCAGGAAAUCGUAAGCCGAGUCAAGAAGGAGAUUAUUCCUCGCCAACUCUACGAGCGUCUCGAUACGAUUGGCAUGAACUAUGGUCCUCUUUUCCGGAACAUCAUUGCUCUUCGCAAGAAUCAGAAUGCUUGUACGAGUGUUGUUCGCAUCCCGGACACCAAAGCGAAGAUGCCAGCUAAGUUUGAGUACGACCACUUGAUUCAUCCAGCAUUCCUUGACUCGGUUUUUCAGACUGUCUUUGCUAUUGGAGAUGAAUCAAUGGUACCGUCAUAUAUGAAGCGCAUCUUUGUCUCGGCUGCAAUGCCUCGAGGUGCAGGCGAGGAGCUUGCUGGAUAUGCUACUGCUGAGCGGGUAGGUCUCCGUGAGGCUCGUGCUGAUAUUACGAUGUCCGACAGCAGAUGGAGAGCUCCGCUCAUUAUUGCUGAGGGAGUAAAGUUCACCAGCAUCACGACGUCAGGCUCCUCGGGGUUUCUGCCUUUCCAUCGGAACCUGUGCAGCCAGAUUGUCUGGGAACCAUAUGUCGCAACUGAGAUCCCAGAAGAAAAGGUCUGCCAGUCUCUUUGCAAGAAGGCUUAUUCGGUGCUUCUCAUCCUACCAGAUGGGUUUGACGACUUUUUCAACGAGCAAUGUCGCGAUUUGUGUUGUCUUAUUCAUCGCCUCCUUGAGCGAGCCGGCUUCACGGUAACCACGACAUUGUUUUCAAACCUGUUCGAGAGGGAUUUGAACACGCUCUGUAUAUCUCUUGUUGACUUAGACCUGCGCAACCCAGUCUUCUUCGGCCUCAAUUUGACAAAGUUUGAAAAACUUCAAAAACUCCUUACUUCGACAACAGGACUCCUCUGGAUUACGAUCGGGGGCCAGAUGGAUGUAGACAACCCGCUGUCUGCACCGUUUCAUGCCCUUGCAAGAACCAUUCGCUCAGAGGAUUCAUCCAAGGCAAUCUUUACUCUGGAUCUCCAGCAGUAUUGGACCAUCAUCAAGGGUGUCACCGAAGACCUGAUUGUUAACAUUCUCCACCAGAUGAGUGGUUGUUUCCUUGCGUCUGAUAGCCCAGAAGUGGAUUUUGCUGAGCGAGGCGGACGACUUUACGUACCAAGACUGGCAAUUUUAUCGGAUCUCAGCGAUGUUAUCGAAGAAGGACCUUCGAAGUUCAAGCGAUUGCAGACAUGUCCAAUUUCAGCAGCCAGGCGAGCCCUGAAUGUGGAAAUCAGCAAUCCUGGUGACAUUGACAGCAUUCGUUUCCAGGAAGAUGAUGAAGUCUCGCGUGAUCUCAAUCCUGAUGAAAUAUGUGUGGAGAUUAUUUCUACCCGAUUAUUUCCUGAUGAUCUAGACACUGUCCUUGGGAAAGGUCAUGCGACUUCCAUUGGUGCGGAUAUCUUUGGUAAAGUCGUCAAAGUCGGCAACAAUGUUGUUAAUCACGGUCUGGUCCCCUGUGAAAUUGGCCAUCUUAUCACGGCAUUGGCACAUGACACAUUGAGAACCCGCACCAUCAUCAAGGCUGAGCAUGUCAUCGAGAUCCUUCCUACGCAUGAAGACAAAAUGCCUAGAUACAGCCCUUCGUGCUUGGUAUCCGCUUAUUACGGAAUGGUCGUCAUAGGCCAGCUAGCUGAUGAUGAUAUUGUGUUCAUCCAUGCCGCCGCAAGCGCUCUGGGCCAGACUGCGAUGAGCCUUGCUCGGAGCUGGAAGGCUCGUGUGAUUGCGGGUGUCACAACAGAUAAGCAGCGGGAUUACUUGAUACGCUGUGGCGGUAUUGGUGAGGAUGAUAUCGUUAAUACAUCCAGAGAUCGUGUCAAGUCAAGUGUCCGUCGGCUCACAGGUGGUCGAGGAGUCCACAUAGUGUUCGGAUCGACACCAGAGACUCAGAAUUUGGACCAUCAAUGUGUCAAUGACUGCGGAUACAUCAUCCAGACGUCGACCAGGGAUGACAACGUUAGACCUCAGACGAGUGGAGGGUUUCAAAGCACAGCAUCCAUUGUCAACAUUGAUCUUCGAAAGCUUAUCCAGCAACGUCCUAAACUAAUACAAAGGCUAAUACACGAAGUCAAGAUGGUGCUUAAAGAAAAGCUCGAUACAUCGUCAAUCUCAAUCAGCCAGUCCUGCGAUGUCUCUAAUCUGACCAAGACCUUCCACAAGAUGCAAGAAGAUCCAUAUAUGGGUGCUUUCACCAUCUCAAUCUCCCCAGCUUCGAUCGUCCAGACGGCUUUCAAUCCCAUGACAGAGAUUCAUCUGGAUCCUGGGGCAUCCUAUGUCAUCGUUGGGGGGUUUGGCGGCCUAGGACGCACUGUCGCCAAGCUUCUUGUCUCAAUGGGUGCGCGCCACCUCGCCUUCUUCUCUCGAUCCGGUGGAACAGAUGAAUCGAGUCGUAGUUUCUUGUCAAAACUGCACCGCCAGGGUAUCCGUGCCAAGGCAUACGCAGUCGACAUAAGCGAUAGAUCACAGCUUGUCUCUACCAUUGAGCGCAUGAAAGAGGAGGAAAUGCCAAGGAUCAAGGGGGUUAUUCAGGCUGCUGCUGUCCUCAGGGACUCUAUCUUCGAAAAUAUGUCCUAUGACGACUGGAUGACAGCUACUUUGCCCAAGAUUAAAGGUUCAUGGAACCUCCAUUUGGUGCUCCCCGACACAAUGGAUUUCAUGAUAUUUCUCUCGAGCGCCGCCGGCGUUAUUGGUAACCGUGGACAGGCGAACUACGCGGCUGGAAACAAUUUCCAGGAUGCGCUGGCACGUCACAGAAAGGCUCGUGGACUUCAUACAGUAUCUCUGGAUCUGGGUCCCAUUCUUGGCGCAGGCAUGGUUGCGGAAGACGAGGCAACUUUGGACAUUCUGAAAUCCAGCGGCUUCUUCGGAAUUCGGAUAGAAGACUUCAGAUUUCUAGUCGAACGUGCCAUUGCUGGAUCAGUGAUGCGAGACCGUCCACUCCCUGCUCAAAUUGUCACUGGUGUCGGUACAGGUGGUCUGAUAAUGCAGAACAGGCCUUCAGAUCCGUACUGGACUCGGACGGCAUUGUUCAAGCGAUUGAACCAGGUCGACCUACCCCCUGAGGUACCAACAGAAGAUGGCUCCAAGCAGUCUGUCGAGUCGAUCAAGGUUGCAUUGCGCGCCACAACCGGACUUGAUGAAGCAAGCCGCAUUGUAUGCACAGCUCUAAUCAACUUUCUUGCACCAUCUCUCAACAUGGAGCCAUCAGAAAUUGAUGACUCCAAGUCUCUAAGCAUCUACGGCGUAGAUUCUCUGGUCGCAACUAAUAUCAGAAACUGGGUGUUCCGGAACGUGGCUGUGAAGCUGACCGACAUGGAAGUCAUGGGCGCCAGCUCCAUCCUGGAGCUGGCCAAGACCAUCGCGACCAAGGGUGGUUACAUCGAGGAGGCGGAGGAGUGA
Messenger RNA from Phaeoacremonium minimum UCRPA7, 6348 nucleotides. RefSeq names its product putative polyketide synthase protein. The transcript is spliced from 11 exons. The record is from RefSeq and is a predicted model, not a curated record. Gene Ontology annotation, molecular function: fatty acid synthase activity; oxidoreductase activity. Gene Ontology annotation, biological process: secondary metabolite biosynthetic process; fatty acid biosynthetic process. Lineage: Eukaryota; Fungi; Ascomycota; Sordariomycetes; Togniniales; Togniniaceae. The coding region runs from base 1 to 6348 and encodes 2115 amino acids.